Messenger RNA from Neopsephotus bourkii (Bourke's parrot), 6423 nucleotides. It is a transcript of the gene GPR63, whose product is annotated as G protein-coupled receptor 63. Gene Ontology annotation, biological process: G protein-coupled receptor signaling pathway. The record is from RefSeq and is a predicted model, not a curated record. NCBI's taxonomy places the organism in Eukaryota, Metazoa, Chordata, Aves, Psittaciformes, Psittacidae. Gene Ontology annotation, molecular function: G protein-coupled receptor activity. Gene Ontology annotation, cellular component: membrane. The transcript is spliced from 2 exons. Bases 696 to 1955 code for a protein of 419 amino acids.
UCUGGCAGUCUAUUAGCUUGUCACUGUCAUAAGAUCCAUCUGUACCUUUUUACAGUUGACCUUUGUUUUUAUUAAAUUGCUCUGAAAAACAGUUCAUGUUCAUCAUCAGCAAAUGCUCUGGUUUCACAUUUGCCUCUUCUCCCCUGUAGGUUGAAGAGUCUGAGCCCCAGUAUAGGUUAUCUUUGUAGGGUCAUUCUGCUGACCUUUUUUCCACUGCAAAACUAACUGCUCCUUCGUUUCCUAUUUUAAACUGAUGAUUGUCUGUAAGAGGGCUUUACAUUUCUCUAGUGGCAGAUUAGUUUCUUUCGGAGCCUUGGUGGAAAGACCUUUUCAAAACCAACCUGAAAUGCAAAACUUACCUUUGCUGGCUUACUGCUUGCAGAGCUCUAAAAGAUACUGCCCCAGGGAUCUAAUUUUCUGUACUCCAUGAUUUUAAAUCCAGAAUUAUUUGUUGAAUUUAUGCUCUUUUGCAGUUCCUCCAGAACGCUACAGCUUCCUUCCCUCUUCAGUGUUCUUGGCUUGUGGAAUUGUAAACCUCAGAGGAACUUUGGAUGGAAAUACUGACACAAAUUUAAGAACUUUGAUGCUUUCAGACUUUGAAUUUUGAUUUGUUAAAUGACCAGGAAUAGGAUACUGCCUGAACAAGAUGAAAUGCCUUGAAGACCUUUGGUUCUGCUUUCAUUUCUCCUGAAGCAAUGGUUUUCUCAGCAAUGUUGACACUGGCCCACUCUGGGACCUCAAAUGCUACUUUUAUUGUUUAUGAAAAUGCCUAUACGAAUUUUACCACUCCGCAGUUCUUGCUUCGUAGUGGCACAACACAGCCGUCGAGAUAUGGUUCAGGUGCUGUACUCGCCACCGAAAGAAGUACUUUUCUGGUAAAUGCUACAGCUAUCCUGCCAUCACAGGAAGUUUUCAGGAGCUUGAGUUUGCCACUCCAGAUUAUUCUUUCUGCUGCUAUGAUAUUUAUCCUGUUGGUUUCUUUCCUUGGAAACUUUGUUGUUUGCCUCAUGGUCUACCAGAAGGCAGCUAUGAGAUCUGCAAUUAACAUUCUCUUAGCAAGCCUGGCUUUUGCAGACAUGCUGCUGGCAGUGCUGAACAUGCCUUUUGCUCUGGUAACAAUCAUUACCACUCAGUGGAUUUUUGGGGAUAUAUUCUGCAGAGUCUCUGCUAUGUUCUUCUGGCUUUUUGUCAUAGAGGGGGUAGCCAUUCUUCUUAUUAUUAGUAUUGACCGAUUUCUUAUCAUAGUUCAGAGGCAAGAUAAACUGAACCCUUACCGUGCAAAGAUUCUCAUUGUGCUUUCCUGGGCAGCUUCUUUUGUUGUUGCUUUUCCGUUAUCAGUAGGGAAUCCUAAUCUGCAGAUACCCUCAAGAGCACCUCAGUGUGUCUUUGGCUACUCGACAAGCCCAGGUUACCGAGCCUAUGUGAUAGUUAUCUUGCUAAUUUCUUUUUUUAUUCCAUUCCUCGUAAUGCUAUAUUCUUUUAUGGGCAUACUCAACACCGUCCGCCACAAUGCAGUUCGUAUCCAUAGCCACCCUGAUAGCAUAUGCCUCAGCCAGGCCAGCAAACUUGGUCUCAUGAGCUUACAGAGACCUUUUCAGAUGAAUAUUGAUAUGAGCUUUAAAACUCGUGCCUUCACAACCAUCUUGAUUUUGUUCCUUGUCUUCAUAGUCUGUUGGGCACCCUUCACCACUUACAGCCUUAUAGCCACAUUCAACAGCCACUUCUACUACAAGCACAACUUCUUUGAGAUAAGCACUUGGCUCCUUUGGCUCUGCUACCUCAAGUCUGCACUGAACCCACUGAUAUACUACUGGAGGAUUAAGAAGUUUCAUGAUGCAUGCUUGGACUUGAUGCCCAAAUACUUCAAGUUUUUGCCACAGCUCCCUGGCCAUACAAGACGGCGCAUUCGACCGAGUGCCAUCUAUGUGUGUGGGGAGCAUCGGUCGGUAGUGUGAAGCUGCAGUUGUUUGACAAUGAUUGUUAUUUUCUGGGUUUGUUUUUUUUUUUAGGCUUUAGGUUGAAUUUUAUUUUGUUUAAUAUGGCUUUUUCAGUGUGGCCAUAUCUUAUAACUUACUUAAUUUUCCCAGUACUCUGUGCAAUUUUGGAAGGUAAGAUAGAGGGAGGGAAAGUGGUUAGUUAUAGUUGAGUUUACUACCAGAAUACAAGUAAACAAAAUAACAAAUGUUACCUCUAGGAUUCCAUGGAAAUCCAUUCUUUUAAAUGAAAAAUACAUUUGUAACUUUUUGACAGGUUUAGGCUUGCUAGGCCUGCAAUUGCAUCUAAUUGUAGAGACUUUUUUUUUUUUUUAUGCUGCUAAGAUACAGUGUAUUUAGUUAGUGUAAUUUCUCUGAAAAAUGUUGCUGCUGUCUGCCAAUAUAUUGGAGCCAAAAAGUCUCAUUAGAUUAUUCCUAUUUAAUUUUAACAAUAUUUCAGAAGUUUUCGUGGUAACACUAGAAAACUUCUUCCUUUUUUUACUCUUUACUUUAAUACUUCCAUUAAUAUUUUUGUGCACUUUACAAAAUUUACUAUAGAAUUUGUUCAUUGGAAUAUUUUGUUCUGUAUUGAAGGGGUAUUAUUAUCAUUAUUUGUUAUAUUGCUGAAUUUCAAUGAAAGACCAGUGUAAGCUCUAGGAGGGCAAUUUAUGUUGGUAUAGCUACACCUACAGUCACAGAUUCACUGUUUUUCUAACAAGUAUCAAAUGUAACAUUAACUGCUCAGUUAUUAGGGGAGUUGGAAGGAAAAAAUGGAGGAAGGAAAGGGAAAGAAAGGGAUGAAAAUACCAUGUCUGGAGGUUUAGACUAACAUAAAAUGUAGAAAAAUAGAGUUUGUGUGAAAAUUAUCCUGGGGAAAGGGUUGUAGUUGUUAGUUUAGGCUGUUAUGAGCUAUCUAAACCUGAUGGUACGCCUGAAAACCUAUCUGAAAUUGUGACUUUGGGCCUGCAAUUUACACUCUGUUGGUAUAACGCUGUUUCUUCUUGGAGCUCAUGUAAGGCUAGUUGUGCUCUGAAAUCAUGCUGUCAGGUGUUCAUUGGGAUAGAAUUAGAAAUUGUAGAGUAAACCAGCAAAUAGAUAGCACAUGCUUGAGACUAGGACUUAGUCUUCAUAGUAAUUACAGGGAAAAAAAUCUUCAGCUUCUUUUCCUGGUUAAGUAUUAGGCCAAAACCAUGAACUGGUAAUUGUAGAAUGGCUUGUGUUGAAAGGGAACUUAAAGUUCAUCUAGUUCCAACCUCCCUGCCAUAGGCAGAGACACCUUCCAUUAGACCACGCUGCUCUGAGGCCUGUCUGACCUGGCCUUGGACACUGCCAGGGAUGGAGCAUCCAUAACUUCUCUGGGCAACCUGUUGCACCCCAUAGUGAAGAAUUUAUUCCUAAUACCUGAUCUAAAUCUACCCUCUUUCAGUUUAAAGCUAUUAUUCCUUAUAACAGUUGGCCAGCAGUGUUUGCUGUGGAUGCAAGCUGAAUUCCCCAAUUUCCCCACAUCCUACUUUACGCUGAUUUUUUUCAUUGCCCUUUUUCCUCCAUAGUGUUAUCUGCCUCAAAAUUUUACGCUGCUGUUAUCAUCUAUUAGGCAUCAGCUUCUCUCCCUGAAAUGCCAGAUCACCCUUAUGAUUAAUGUCAGGCUAUCUCAGUACCUGCCUGGAAAGCAGAAAGGAGAAGGUUUUCCUUGAUGAUAGCAAUCUGGACUCAGCUUUUUGCCUUUUUUUUUUUUUUUUUUUUUUUUAAAUCUGCUAAAUAGAUAUUUAAGGCAAGUAAAAUUAAGACUAAGGUUUGGGCUUUGAAGUGCCACCCCCCGACCCCCCCCCCCCCCAGUUGCUCUGAGGCUGGGGAAGAAUGCCUGCAGAACAGGAUUAAUAUACACCAAAUUUAUCAGCCAGGGUUUGAGCUUCUCUUGCUUCUAUCUGUCACUCAGUACCCCAAAGCAUGAGGACCUCUUCAUUGUUGUUGUACCAGGGGAGGAAGUAAUAGCAAUUUUACCCAUUUCUAUCUAUCUACACGGUACAGGGCAUUUCCUUCAUGCUUAUAUCUAUGUGUAUGAAGGAGGUGCCCUGUUCUGUGUGGAUGUCCAAGGACUGCUUAAUUUCUGAGGUCAAGUAAGCAUUUACAGCCCAGAUUUUGUUUAGGUCUUCAGUGAAGAACUAAGUAAACAGUUAUCUCUCUUCUCCAACAACAAGCAGUGAAAGUGUUGGCAAUAUUUAUAUUUUAAGAGUAUAAUAGGAACAAUUUUGAGUUUAGUAAUUUUUUUUUUUUUAAAGCUGCUAGCUGAGGUUAUGGGUUACAUGUAAAGGCACCCAGGCAGUGGCGGUGCUAUUGAUACGUGUGCUGUAAGUUCCUUGUCAACUUCACUGAUCAUGGUAUGGAUUUUUCUCAUCAAAAUGAGAGACACUAAAGGAGUUCUGCUGUAAACCAGAGUGUUUUAGCUUGUCUUUGCCGUAUAGAUUUAUUUCUCCAUUACAUUUACAUUGAUAGCAGAAGUUUAUGACCUGGUUAGUAUGGAUUUUCUGUUCCAGUGCUGUCAUGCCUGUUUUUCUCUGAAAGCAGCAAAAUUGUGUUUACAGCUAAUGUAAUAGAGUGAGAGCAUACACUGUCUAAGAUGGCAGGAACAGGUAUUUUUGCUGUCUUCCAGAGCUAUAAUGUGAAUGGUUUGAAUGAAUGUUGUAAAACAUGGUAAUUCAAAGAGUAAAGAAGAUGAGUAAUACAGGAAGGUUAGUGAAAUUACUUUCUUGAAAGGGGAGGGGAAAACAUUCUGUUGGGAUUUCAUAAUCUCUGAUAAGUACUGGUUGUGAAGUAGAAAUUGCAAACAUCAAAGAAGGUUAAUUUAUCUUGAUAAUUUAGUGCUUGUUUACACUGUCUGUAACAGGGUUUCCACUCAGAGCUGCAUCUGCUGAUACUUGGAAAAAAGAAACCCAAAUUGAGUGGCCCAGAUUCAGAGGUGACUUACUUGGUGAUACAAUAUUCACACUUAGGGGGUUUUAGAGGUGAUGAGAACAUACAGUGAACAAAAGGGUGUUCAAGAAAAAAAGAAACAAGGUAGCAUAGAAGUAUCCCCAGGGUAAUGAUGUGUUUACAGAACCAUUUGAGCUAUUGUGUCUAGUAUAGGGUCUUUAGAGCAGUGCCUUGCUAAUUACAGCUGAAGUCCUAGGACCAAGUUGGAAGCGGCUAAACUGCUUAGUCUUGCUGUCUGGGAUCCUGCCACGAUCACCAUAACCUGGCUAUCUGUAAUGUUAAAACACAUGUGUUGGCUGGAUUGGGGCUACUGAGGCAUUUGGUGGGCUUGACCAACACCAACGAUUUUAAAACUGAAAUUGAUCCUUCCUGAUUCUACUGGGGAACUAUAAUUUUCUUCCUCUUCAAAAAUUAUACUGAUUACUAAACUGUAAUUCUGCCAUUAUAUUUUCAGAAAUCUUUGGUCUGGAGGAUUGAAAUGAAUGUAUUUUCAAUUAUGUUGCAGUUUAAUUCAUUCUGUUAAAGCAUGCUGCUUACACAAGACUCAUUUGUACAAACUGAUUGCUAAAAUGAUUCUUUUGUACUCAGUUGUGUAUCUUUGACAUUUGUUAUUCAUGUAAAAAUAUGUAUAUAGAGAAACUUGUUUUGCCUCUUAUUGCUUUCUGUUACUACUUUUUUUUUCACUUGUGUGCUUAAUGCUUUCAUAGAUUCUUUUAUUUGGACAUAUGCAUAAACAACUGGAAGAUUUCAGUGGUCUUUCUGGAGCUGUUUGAGGUUUUUAAUUCUCAAAUCAUUCAACAAUGCCCUCCUUGAAAGAGAUUUUGAUUUAAUUUUGUGUGGAAAAAUAAAAAUUCAGAGUACAAGUUUUUGCAGUUGGAAUGGUGAGAAAUUUCCUAAGUUCAGUUUUCCAGGAGUCACUACUUUGCCAUUAUGAACUGGUUUGAUAUUUUUUUGAGGAGUAGUCAUUUUCUGAUGUGAAGAAACUUGAAUUACUAUUUUAAAACAAGCUAUUAAGUAGAAUGGCGUUCUCUUUUCUGUAUAUAUUGCACCUGUGAAAAUACCCAAGAAACAAACAAAAAAGAAAAAAUAAACAUUAACAUUCUCCAAAAAUGUAGCAAAAGUCUAUAGAAUUGCUCUAUCUUUGUGCAUUUGCAGGCUUUUUGGAUUUAUUGUCCAACUUAAGCGUUUCAAACACUUUAUCCAUAUCUUAAAUAAGAAAGGUUGUUUGCCUGAUUUAGAUGGUUUUCUUUAAGCCAAUAUGUUUCUUGUAUAAAGAAUUUACAGAAUAUUCUCUUCUGAGAUAUUGGAGUAGAGAUGUGUCAGUCUAUCUAAAACAAAUGAGAUAACAUCCAGGAAAAGAGAGAGCCUAAAAAGAAAAUAAUUUUCCUAAAAAUGCUGCCUGAACUGGGUGUACUACCUUGAGCUAUGACUGAGUAAUUAGGAUCAUCUUACUGUGCAAUAAAUAAAACAGGCAGUGGUA